Cryptomeria japonica (Japanese cedar) is the source of this 1278-nucleotide messenger RNA. Its product is annotated as transcription factor bHLH36. Bases 341 to 985 code for a protein of 214 amino acids. The transcript has 3 exons. The record is from RefSeq and is a predicted model, not a curated record. Gene Ontology annotation, molecular function: protein dimerization activity; DNA-binding transcription factor activity, RNA polymerase II-specific; RNA polymerase II transcription regulatory region sequence-specific DNA binding. Gene Ontology annotation, cellular component: RNA polymerase II transcription regulator complex. NCBI's taxonomy places the organism in Eukaryota, Viridiplantae, Streptophyta, Pinopsida, Cupressales, Cupressaceae. Gene Ontology annotation, biological process: regulation of transcription by RNA polymerase II.
UCUUUCACACGUUUCUAUUUCAUGGAACUCUAAUAUAGUGCAUUAUUGAGUGCUUUUUCCUUCACUCUCCCCAGACCACAAAGAUCUAAAUUGAUUUGGGUCUUGUUUUCUUAUUAGUUGAGAAGAUCUCGCCCCAGUGCAAGAUCAGUUUGUACAGAUUUUGCAGUCUGCAGCUUGAUUAUGCUAGUAAUAUCUCAUGAGAUUCUCGUCUCAGAUCUGAUCGUAUAUAUCCUCUCUGCAGCAGAUCUAACUUCAGAUCUACCCAGGUCAAGUACCUAAUCAUAUAUCCUUUCUGCAGCGAAUCUCCUUGUCAGCCUGGGCUUCAAACCUAACAACCCUAAUGACCAAUUUUCCCUAUACAAUGAAUUUCAGUUCCAUCUCAUUUCAACCAGACCAAGCUUACAAAAAAUCUCUGGAACGUUAUAUUCAAGAGUGUCCAGUAAAUGGCUUUGGUAACCCCAGUUCAUGUAACGUUGGGAAGAAGGCAGGCGCGCAACCCACCAAGCAGAUCAUUCACAAAAUGAUUGAAAGGCAGCGGCGGAAAGAAAUGAACUCACUCUACUCAGAGCUGUGGCUACUACUUCCGGAAAAAACCAUUCGGGGAAAGCGUUUAGUAACAGACCAAGUGGAGGAAGCCGCUAAUUACAUUCGUUAUCUAGAGGAACAGAUCAAAGAUCUAACAAAGGAAAGAGACAAGAAGAAAACUCAUGCUGUUUGCUUUAAGGGCGUUGAAAUAUCCAAGCCUCUGGAAUUCCAAGAAUCAGAUGAGGGUUUCCCAUCAGUUAAAAUAAUUUCAUUUGGUUCAGCUGCAUUUCAGGUCUAUAUAAACUCGAUCCAGAAUCAGAUCGCCUUGUCCGAUAUUCUUCUGGUGUUGGAAGAGUGUAGAGUUGAAGUUGUGAGCGCUGCUUCGUCUGUGACUAAUGGGAAUGCUUUCCACACCGUUCACGCCAAGGAAGGUUUUUGGCUCAUAGAAUUUGACACAUGACUUUGGAAAAUUCUGUCUGGGCUGCACAAGGGCAUGCAUAUGAAUCAAGAAUGUAUAUGUACACAACUGAUUUAGGCUAUGGACAUGGUUGCUCGAAUUUAUCUUUUGUGUGCAUAUCGAAAAGAAAGAAAAUGCAUGUAACAGUACAAGGGAGGAGAAAUUGAAGAAAUUAUUGUCCACAGUGUGGGUGCUUGAGUGGGUCUUUCGUUAGCAGCGCAUUAGAUUAAUAGAAUGCAUUUGACACAAGAAAGAAAAUUGACAAUCAAUAAUCUCCAUCCUUCUCCCUUAUGGAC